CAGAGCAGGCAGGUUAGAAUGAUAGCCCAUUUCUUGAUGUGCAGUUUGAUAAUUUCCAUUCUUGUGUCGCUGGGCAAUGGACAAUACAACUUUCUCGGCCAGUAUCAGAACUCUCAAAGGAACUCAUCUGCAAUAAGUACUUGCAAUGACCUGCAUUGUAGUCCUAACGAGUGCUGUGUGGAGACUCACAGGGCGCCAGUCUGUGUGGCUUUGAAAAUGUCUGCUUCAGGACAAGCAUUAUGCGCUCGCUUAAAGAAAUGCUUCAACAGCGACCAUUGUCCGAUUUCUGCUCCUUGCUGCUCCCAGGCAUUGGAACCCACAUUCGCCACAACGUGUCCUGGAGGUAACACCAAUGGACCAAGCUACAUCUCUAGCAAUGGCUACAACAACAAAUUGGACAAUACCAUUGAUUCGACACCCUUAAAAGAAGGCUACUGCCGAGCAGCAGCUGAUACCAAUCAAUUGUGCUAUAGUCCAGUGCAUGGGUCUGAGAAGGCAAAAUGCCCAUGUUCAGCUGAUGGCGACUUUUGCAAAAUUACUCUGGAGCCUUUUGUAACGGGGAUUUGCAUAUAAAUUCCAGCAAAAAGUGUAUCAAGUCAAAAUAAAACAAACUGCAAUGUGCCUAUGAUUGAUAACGGCAGAGACAGAAUUCAUCAUUUGUUUCAGAUAUUAUAUGAAAUUUAAAAAUUAGAAAAAAAAAUUAUUUCUUGGGUGAUUA
Biomphalaria glabrata is the source of this 718-nucleotide messenger RNA. RefSeq lists its product as uncharacterized. The transcript is spliced from 6 exons. Lineage: Eukaryota; Metazoa; Mollusca; Gastropoda; Planorbidae. Bases 19 to 573 code for a protein of 184 amino acids. The record is from RefSeq and is a predicted model, not a curated record.